This is a messenger RNA of Mytilinidion resinicola, 854 nucleotides long. Its product is annotated as NADH dehydrogenase, alpha subcomplex, subunit 6. Bases 1 to 369 code for a protein of 122 amino acids. Lineage: Eukaryota; Fungi; Ascomycota; Dothideomycetes; Mytilinidiales; Mytilinidiaceae. The record is from RefSeq and is a predicted model, not a curated record. The transcript is spliced from 5 exons. Gene Ontology annotation, biological process: response to oxidative stress.
AUGAUCAACCCGACCUACCUCGCUGUCCGGACGCGCUCGUCGGCCAAUUGGGGCGAUGCGAAAACGAGGGUUCUACAUUCGUAUCGGGACUGGAUCAGAGCUGCACCCGAAGUUCAAAAUAUGUACUCCCUCAGCCUCCCCGUCCCGACGAUCCGAACAAAGAUAAGGCAAGAGUUUGAGAGGCAUCGCUAUGUGGCACAGUUGAAGACGGUGGAUGUGUUGUUGUUUAAUUCGCACCAGGAGUUUCAAGAGACACUGAACUACUGGAAACAGCUCACACACGUGCUAAAGUACUUCCGCACGGAGGAGGAGCCGAAGGCGAGGCUGCCGGCGAAUUUCAUCAAUGGGUUCUUGGAGGGAAGGAACUAGAUCCGCCCCACUCGAGUCGAAAGAGGAUCGAACCCAGAAGACAUUGUAUAUAUGCCAGCCAAUACCAUUUUCCUUACCGUACGCCAUCCAUAAAUCGAACCGUGCAGAUCAACGCCUGUGAAUGCAUCCAAAACCGUGUCUCGUCCCGUUUGGAGAGAGAAGUGGUCAGGUGGUGCUCGCCUUCUUAGCAUUGAACUCGUCCCGCGCAAUCGUGAACUUGUCCAUCACGACUUCACAUAGGUCCGAGAGAUCGUUCAGGCCUUUCUCGAGGACAUCGUAGACGCUUACUUUGUCUUUUCACAAGCGUUAAAAUAGGAAUGCCUAGGACGGAGGAGUGGACAUGGAGGUGGAUGUACGAACCAUAUGUCUGGAUUCGAAGAUGCAUUUUUGCUUCUGAGGGAUGUGGAAUGGAGUAGCCGCAGAACUCGACAUCGGGACUGCAUGGUGUUAAUUCCAGUUUCGGCUAGCAGUAACGAAAUAGGAGC